AGCUGCAGCGAGGGAGCUGCGCGCUCACCAGGACCCGGACGGCUGGGGGAGCCCGGGCAGCGCCAGCUUCGGUGACACCAUGAAUGGCUCGGGCGGCCCCGCGGCCGAGGACACGAGCCGGGAAGGCGGCAGCGGCGGCUGGCAGCCCGAGGCGGUCCUCGUGCCCCUGCUUUUCGCGCUCAUCUUCCUCGUGGGCACCGUGGGCAACGCGCUGGUGCUGGCCGUGCUGCUGCGUGGCGGCCAGGCGGUCAGCACCACCAACCUCUUCAUCCUCAACCUGGGCGUGGCCGACCUAUGCUUCAUCCUGUGCUGUGUGCCUUUCCAGGCCACCAUCUACACCCUGGACGGCUGGGUGUUCGGCUCGCUGCUCUGCAAGGCCGUUCAUUUCCUCAUCUUCCUCACCAUGCAUGCCAGCAGCUUCACGCUGGCCGCCGUCUCCCUGGACAGGUAUCUGGCCAUCCGCUACCCGCUGCACUCCCGCGAGCUGCGCACACCUCGAAACGCACUGGCGGCCAUCGGGCUCAUCUGGGGGCUAGCCCUGCUCUUCUCCGGGCCCUACCUGAGCUACUACAGUCAGUCGCAGCUGGCCAACCUGACCGUGUGCCACCCAGCGUGGAGCGCGCCUCGACGCCGCGCCAUGGACCUCUGCACCUUCGUCUUCAGCUACCUGCUGCCGGUGCUGGUUCUCAGCCUGACCUACGCGCGCACCCUGCGCUAUCUCUGGCGCACAGUUGACCCAGUGGCUGCAGGCUCGGGGUCCCAGCGCGCCAAGCGCAAGGUGACACGCAUGAUCGUCAUCGUUGCCGUGCUCUUCUGCCUGUGUUGGAUGCCCCACCACGCGCUUAUCCUCUGCGUGUGGUUUGGCCGCUUCCCGCUCACGCGCGCCACUUACGCGCUGCGUAUCCUUUCACACCUAGUUUCUUAUGCCAACUCGUGCGUCAACCCCAUCGUUUACGCGCUGGUCUCUAAGCAUUUCCGCAAGGGUUUCCGCAAAAUCUGCGCAGGCCUGCUGUGCCGCGCCCCGAGGAGGAGAGCCUCGGGCCGAGUGUGCGUCGUGGCGCCUGGCAACCAUAGUGGCAGUGUGCUGGAACGCGAGUCCACAGACCUGACGCACGUGAGUGAGGCAGCGGGUCCCCUUGUCCCAGCACCCGCACUUCCCAACUGCAUAGCCUCGAGCAGAGCUCUCAACCCAGUCUGUUAAAGGA
This is a messenger RNA of Cricetulus griseus (Chinese hamster), 1205 nucleotides long. Lineage: Eukaryota; Metazoa; Chordata; Mammalia; Rodentia; Cricetidae. The record is from RefSeq and is a predicted model, not a curated record.